GUUUGACAGGGCUAGAAAAAUCAUGAAGCACGAAAGCAUGCCCUAAUUAUCGUCUCCGAUUCCCCAAUCUCUAUCAACGAUUGGCGAUACUCUCCAACUACCGACGGCUGGAGCCCGUGAGUCACCUUCCCACACUCAGCACACACCAGCCACUUCCCGGAGGUAACGAUCAGACCGCACGCAGCUGCCACUGCCCGGCGGCCAUCAAGUCCGGCUGUCCCGAGUCCACACCUGCGACCUAGUUCACUCAACGGCGAUUCACUCCGCACCCACUGGCUACCGAAGACAGGUAUUCGGUGACUCUGACUUUAUAUUUUCUGUUUUGGGGCUUGGACAAUUCUAUAGUAAAAACCUCCACAGUUUCACGAUCAAUGACGUAGUUUCUCUCUCCUCUGAAGUCAGUUCUAUCAUUUUUUUAUUGCUGAAGGGUUAUAGGAACGUUUAAUUUUGGUGGAGAAACACUGAAGCGUGAGAUCUUGAGUUCGCAUUAGACGUACCCAAAUUAGAUUCUUAUAUGUCGUAAGAGCUUUGGCCAACUUUAUUCUUUCUUCCUUGAUAAGACUAUGUCUUCCGCAACCAUAUGCUGUAGGAAGUGAUAAAAUGCAGUUUUGUCCAACUUGUGGGACUAUGUUGCUCUUUGAAUUGGCUCACAUGGCGCAUCCUAAUCAAUUUUUCUGCCCGACAUGCCCUUAUGUAUGUAGAGUAGAGAACAAGAUAAAACAACAUACGCCCCUAGUUAGGAAACCGAUGGAACCCAUUUUCUCGGAAGAUGACCAGAAGGUUAUCAACAAAACUUCAGGGGUGUCCUGCCCUGCCUGUGGUCAUGGGGAAGCUUCUUAUAUCGAAGUUCAGACCAGGUCAGCCGACGAGCCUAUGACAAUAUUCUACAGGUGCACCAAGUGUAAAAGCACGUGGAAGGAGAACUAGAAACACUGACAAGCUGUUACUUAGUUAUAUGGUCUUGUUAUUGCUUUCAUUCUGUAUUGAGAAAUUUUGAUGUUGAGUUAUGGUCCUCUGGAUUUGUUUUUGUUUUAUCCGUCUUACUAUUUACUUGAGAUUUUCUGAAUGGAAUGUGAGAGGAUGGUUGGCGAAUUAAUCGUCAAGAUUUGCGGUUCACAUAUACUUUUAUGCAGACUGAUGCUUGUUUGUGAUGGAUGAUCUGAGUUGUUACGUUGACAAUGAUAGAGAUUGGUUCUGUUUGAAGGUUGUGUGAUACUUUGUUUUUCAGAUAUCUCUCUUCUUUGAAGAUUAAAG
Molecule: messenger RNA, 1254 nt
Organism: Striga asiatica
Lineage: Eukaryota; Viridiplantae; Streptophyta; Magnoliopsida; Lamiales; Orobanchaceae
Source: the annotation of a GenBank genome assembly